Messenger RNA from Dioszegia hungarica, 717 nucleotides. RefSeq lists its product as uncharacterized. The record is from RefSeq and is a predicted model, not a curated record. NCBI's taxonomy places the organism in Eukaryota, Fungi, Basidiomycota, Tremellomycetes, Tremellales, Bulleribasidiaceae. The transcript has 5 exons. Gene Ontology annotation, cellular component: nucleus. The coding region runs from base 1 to 717 and encodes 238 amino acids. Gene Ontology annotation, biological process: poly(A)+ mRNA export from nucleus.
AUGUCGGCCACUGAGGAGCAGCUGCAAAAGCUGAAGGUCACCGAGCUGAAGGAGCUCCUGGCGAAGCACGGUCUUGCACAGACUGGUAAGAAGGACGACCUUGUCAAGCGGCUGGUGGAGAACAACAUCUCCCCGGACGCGGAGGAGGAGCUAGAGGACUUGGCUGAGCCACCUGCGGAUGCUACUGGAGAGUCAUACUCUGCUGCUCCUGCUGCCCCGGCCGCUCCAUCAGGAGGGGAAUCACUUCUCACCUCGGCUGAAGAUGCGCCAGUACCAGUCGCACCCGCUGCACCGGAACUGACACCUGAACAACAAGCUAUGAAAGCCCGUGCUGAGCGAUUCGGCGUUCCCUUCAACCCGAACCCCACGCCUUCAGCCAAAUCGACCCCUGCUGUAAAGCCCGCUGCGGCACCUACGACAGAUGCCAAGCCCAAAGCAGGCGCAAUAGAUAAAGCGAGCGUAGGGAUCUCGGACGAGACGCUGGCGAAGCGAGCGGCGAGGUUCGGGCUGCCAGAGAAGAAGGCGGAGGAGCCAAAGAAGGCGGCUGCGCCUGUUUCUGCAGCCAAGCCAAAGUCGGCGGCUGCGGAGUUGACACCUGAACAAGCGGCAAAGCAGGCGGAGGACGAGGAGAAGAAGCGGAAGCGGGCGGAGAAGUUUGGUGCGGCGUCGGAAAAGCCUGCAUCGAGUGAAGCCGAGCCGGUCAGUCUUCUUCGUUAA